CUUGUUUACGCUGGUGGUAUCAUAAUCUACUCGGCCAGGAGCACUGCGAGUGCUCGCAGUUCUCGCGUAAAGGUCUACUCGGCAAGAUGGUGAUUCGUAAGCUGUAUACUCCGCCAGCUGUCCCGAAGAACGGGAAUGGAGCUUCAGAGACUACGCAGUCAAAAGCCGAUGAUGGUGCCCCUGAAGAUGUGGUUUUACCAUCGGUCAAUGUGGCAGUGGCUGCAGUCCCACCACCGGCUUCCGAGAUUACCGGUGAAGAUGACAUAAUAGUGAAAAUCAAACCCGGUAAAAUAGUGGGCGUGAAAGAAGAGUCCCCUAAUGGCGAGCGCUAUUAUCGAUUCAGCGGCAUUCCCUAUGCGAAAACUCCGGUAGGCGAGUUAAGGUUCAAACCGCCGGUUCCCCUGAAGUUGUUUGAGGUUGAUCUGUUGGAUUGUAAAAGCGAGCGUGAUUGCUGUGUCAGUUUGGAACCGAUGGUAGCCGAGGCCGCAUCCGAGGAUUGCUUGUUUUUGAAUGUGUGUACUCCUAAAUUACCAGCGGAGGAACGUGAGGAUGGUUUACCCGUGAUGGUUUGGAUUCACGGUGGAGGGUUUUGUAUGGGCAAUGGGAACGCCUCUACAAGCUGUCCAAAUUAUUUGGUGCAAGAAGGCGUUAUUGUUGUUACCUUCAACUAUAGAUUGGGUCCCUUAGGGUUUUUGUGCUUACCUUCUGUAGGAAUUCAGGGAAAUAUGGGUCUUAAAGAUCAACGGUUAGCGCUGAAAUGGGUGAAAGACAAUAUCACUAGCUUCGGAGGUGAUCCUCACAAUGUGACAUUGUUUGGAGAAAGUGCCGGAGGCGCAUCAGUACAUUUGAACUAUAUUUCCGAGGAGUCUAGGCAGUAUUUCCACAAGGCAAUAUGCAUGUCUGGCGUUUCUUACAAUCCCUGGGUGCUACAGAGUGACCCUGAAAUCAAAGCUCGUCAACUGGCCGUGAUUCUUGGGGCAGAGUCUACUAAUGAUGGUGAUAUCUACGAUACGCUCAUGAGAGCAUCUGCUGCGGAUCUUGUUGCAAAUUCUCCAUUGGUUAUGACCGAUGAUGAGAAACGAACCGAUAUGUUCUUCGCCUUUACUCCAGUGGUCGAGUCGCCCAACUCCGAGGAACCCUUUAUAACUGAUAAUUUCAUAAGUUCAAUGAUGAAUCCAAAUAUGACCCGCAUCCCAUUCAUGAAUGGUGUCAACAGCAAUGAAGCGCGAUUAAUUGCACUCCAAAUGUUAGAGAGAAUCGAUGAGUAUGUUGCUGACCCAACCAAAUUGGUUCCUCUCGGGCUAUCACUUCCCAAGGAAAAGCUAGAUGAAGCUGCUAACGAAAUCAAAAAGUUCUUUUUCGGAGAUGAUGACAUAACAGCGGAUCGUUUGCAGUCUCUGGUGGAUGUCGCCUCGGACAAUAUGUUUGUCAUGCCGGCUUACGUAGCGAGCGAAUUACAUGCGCGUUAUCAGCAUGGAGCACCGCAUUACUUCUAUGUGUUCUGUUUUGAGGGUGAAUUGAACAAAUUUAGAGCAAUUUUUCGAGAAACUGAUAAUCUGCCGGGUGUGUGUCAUGCGGAUGAAUUGCUCUAUUUGUUCAGCUCAUCGCUGGUGGAUGUGAACGUAGAACCGGACUCCCGUGCGGCCAAAUUCCGCUCUACUAUGUGCAAAUUGUGGACCAAUUUUGCAAAGUGCGGGAAUCCGACCCCGGACAAUGGUGGGGUGGACUUUGUGUGGGAGCCGGUUGCGCCUUGUACUGACUCCGGGUUCACAAUGACUGCAGCAGAGUUGAAUGAAGAAAUGAAAAUGGUGGAAAAUCCGUUCCUAGAGCGUGUUCAAUUUUGGCGUGAGCUGUAUGCAAACUAUUAUGGAGGACACCUGAAACGUGAGGACUGAAAGGAAUGAAAAUUUUGUUUGUCCAAUGAGGUAUUUGGGGCUCGAAAUAUAUGCAUACCUAUCGA
Messenger RNA from Toxorhynchites rutilus septentrionalis, 1960 nucleotides. RefSeq names its product esterase B1-like. NCBI's taxonomy places the organism in Eukaryota, Metazoa, Arthropoda, Insecta, Diptera, Culicidae. The record is from RefSeq and is a predicted model, not a curated record. The coding region runs from base 87 to 1895 and encodes 602 amino acids. The transcript has 4 exons.